AUAUUUAGAGUUCUUUGGCAUCCCUAACCAAAAAUAAUAAAAUCUGGCGCCAAAAUAUUUGUAUUUAUUCUGGCAAAAUUUGUUUACGAAAAGUAACUGUAUGUUUAAACUUUAUGAAAAGUGUUUGCUACAGAAUAGUGUAAAAUUAUAAUUUAUGUAAACUUUGUGGUUAGUGACAACAGCAACAGCUAACUUGUGGGUUUAUAAAAGUUCAAUGACAUAACCUAUUUGGUCUGAGCAUAAGAUAAAAAGUGAAAUUUUUACUAUAAUAUAAAGAUAAAAUUUACACAUACAUACAUACAUACAAAAUGUCAAAAUGUAAGCUAAAUCUAAUUGCUGCGUCGUGUAAAAAUAUGGGUAUUGGUGUGAAUGGAACUUUACCAUGGCGACUAAAGUAUGUACAAACAAAUCAACCAACACUAAUUAACUAAGUAAACUUUUUCUAUUAAUUUUUAAAGAACAUUUAAUAACAAAAUGUGUCAACAAUAACAAAAGUGUUGAAUAAAGAUUGAGUUUUAUUUGUUGAUUCAUUAUAAAAUAAUUAAAAAGUUAUUUGCAUGCAAGGAUUCCCAAUAAUGUAUAAGGGAAUAUGCGACUUAUUACCUACAUAUGAUAAUAAACUUUAUGAUGUGAACAUAAGCAUUAUAUUUUGAGAAAUAAUUUGACAUAGUUAUUCAAAAAGGAUCCAACCCACAAAUUGGUCGAAAACGAGUUAAGUAUAUCAAAAUGUACAUCAGGAUCUACACUUUCAUAUAGAAAAAAGCUCUGAUUAGAAUUAAAUAUUUGAUGUUUUUUCAAUGGUAUGUUCGUAUUUUAGUUCCAUAAAAACAACUCUAGCUUCUUGGAUCCAUAUAGUAAAAAUCACAUUAAAGGUUCAAAAUGCUUGAAUCAUUUUUGUUAAAAGGUAAUUUUAUUAAAAGGUGUAGGAAGGUAAUUUAAGAUAGUGAUAAAACAUUUGACAUUAGAAAUUAAAACAAUAAAUAUAAAGAACUAUUUAUAAAUAGUUUUUACGAUUAAAUUUUGGCAUUUCAGUUAAUUAUUCUAUUAUUUCUUAAUUUGUAUCGUUUUUGAGAUUUGUUUUGUAAGAAUAAUGUAAUUAAAACCUAAAUAUAUCAAAAAGGAUCCAAACAUACUUUAACCUUUAUAUUUUAAUAAAUAAUGUUAAUUCUGUUAAAAUGACAUUAUAAUAAGAUAAUGUAAAUGGUUUUCUAUGCUAUUAGAUAAAAAUAAAAUACACAAAAAUGUUACAUCAACAUGCAAAUACAGCUUAAACUUCAAUCGUCUAUAUCUCAAAAGUGACAUUGUGUGGGAUGGAUCUGAUUUGAUUAACUACGUCCAAUUAAAACUAACCACUUGCCCUUCACAUUCAUACUAUGGGGAUAAUCUUAAAAUUUCCAAUUUUAAGAUUGGUUGGGUUGGUCAAUUUUCUAGCUGAGGCUCAAAAAAUCUUUGUGGUACUGAAAGAUAAAAACUUGUCUGUUGUGAAAAAAAUGUAAUUGGUAUUAUUUAUUAUCUAAAUCAUGUAUGGACAACCUUAGACAUGUUGUAGGCUAAACUUUAGUUUGCAAAUACGUUUGUGUGCUGCUUUUAAAAGUAUUACAUUUUGAAGUAGUAUUGUAGUGCUCAUAAUUUUUUGCGAUAGAUAUCAGAUAUGAAAUAUUGUUAUAAAUUAGGUUUUUCAAACUUUCCCUGGCGGGCUGGCUAUUGCCCACUGUGGAUCUAAACUUAUUUGAUCCUUUAAAUUUGACUUACAGUUUUAUGUGUAAAAACUAUAUAUUUACAGAUUUUUAUUUCUACAUCAGCAGCCAUCAUUUUAAAAAUUCUUCCACCUAGUGGGUAACAUUGAUGAAUGAUUUAGUUGUUAAUUCCUAAUAUUACAGGAAAGAGAUGGCCUAUUUCACUUCUAUGACAACCCAAAUUAAGGAUCCUACUAAAGUAAAUGCAGUUAUCAUGGGAAGAAAUACUUGGGAUUGUAUACCACCGAAGUAUAGGCCUCUAAGUGGCAGAGUUAAUGUUGUUCUUACACACCAAGUUAAUGAAAUACAAAAAAAAGUUCCUGAAGGAGUCGUAGUAGUGGGAAGUCUCCAAGAGGCUAUUCAAUACAUUGAGAAUAGAGAAGACAUAGAGUCGACAUGGGUCAUAGGUGGAUCUUCAAUAUACAAGGCUGCUUUAAGUCAUCCUAACUGCGGAAAAAUAUAUCUGACAGAGAUACAGAAAGAUUUCGAAUGUGACACCUUCUUCCCUUCACUGGAUAAAGAGCAGUUUAAAAUGGUGAAAGAGGAUGGAAUACCAGAUGAUCUACAGUGGGAGGGAGAUAUCAGUUACUACUUUAGGAUAUAUCAAAAGAUUUAGACUUAGUGUUAAGAUUUGAAUGAAAAAAGUUGAAAUAAAGCAACUAAAAUUUACGAUAU
Diatraea saccharalis (sugarcane borer) is the source of this 2411-nucleotide messenger RNA. NCBI's taxonomy places the organism in Eukaryota, Metazoa, Arthropoda, Insecta, Lepidoptera, Crambidae. The record is from the annotation of a GenBank genome assembly.